GCUUUCUCUCUCUCUUGCUUUUCUUCUCUCGUUCUAUCUUCUUUCAUUCAUUGCCUCAAAAAAAAAAAAAAAAAAGAAGUCUAAUGCUCACCGGCUUCUCUCUCCCCCUCUCCCGCCGGAUAUCUGACCACGUCACAUAUCGGAGAUUGUCAUAGUAGCUAGCCCACAAUGGCACCUACUACGACCACCAUGACACAACAUCCUCGCCAUGCAAAUACAAUUGGCGAAGAUGUCGUGUCCGUUGACGUUGACCUUGUUUGGCCAUUUGAAAAUCUUGACGGUCUUCACCGUGAUGAUUUUCGGGACGCGGCUUACGAGAUAUUCUUCACCGCAUGUCGGUCAUCGCCAGGGUUUGGAGGUAGGACGGCAGUCUCGUAUCAUAAUCCGUCGGAAGGAGGAGAUGGAAGCGGGUCCGGGGCUGGAUCUACCAGUCCUGGAUCACCGGUGAAGCCAUCCGGGGUUGGGAUGGCCGUGACCAGCAAGGUGAAAACGGCAUUAGGGUUGAAAAUGUUGAAGCGGUCACGAUCACGGAGAGCUAGUUCUUUUGGCGGCACGCCGUCAUCGCCUGGCGGCGGUGCGAGCCCAAAGGUGGCAUUCACGGUGCCACAGGCGAGGGCACGGAGGCCGAUGACGUCGGCUGAGAUUAUGAGGCGGCAGAUGAGAGUAUCAGAGCAAAGUGAUAGUAGGCUACGUAAAACUCUUAUGAGAACUCUUGUAGGCCAAAUGGGGAGACGAGCAGAGACAAUUAUCUUGCCAUUAGAGUUAUUACGCCACCUUAAACCAUCUGAAUUCAACGAUUCUCACGAGUACCAUCAAUGGCAAAAACGUCAACUCAGAAUCCUAGAAGCAGGACUUCUUCUUCACCCUUCUAUCCCAAUAGAAAGAUCAAACACAAUCGCAAAACGUUUCAGAGAAAUUAUUAAAGCUGCUGAUACAAAGGCAAUUGACACCGGCAAAAAUUCAGAGACAAUGAGAGCACUAUGUAAUUCAGUAGUAUCUUUAGCCUGGAGAACAAUUGAUAAUUCCCCUACUGAUAUUUGUCAUUGGGCUGAUGGAUUUCCUUUAAAUAUCCACAUUUAUACAGCUCUUUUAACCUCUGUUUUCGAUCUAAAAGACGAUACUAUGGUCCUCGAUGAAGUUGAUGAGCUUCUUGAAUUGAUGAAAAAAACAUGGACAAUUUUAGGUAUUAAUAGAUCAAUUCAUAACUUGUGUUUUACUUGGGUGUUAUUCGAACAAUAUAUCGUAACGGGCCAAGUUGAACCUGAUCUUCUUGGUGCAUCAAUGAUUAUGUUAAGUACUGAAGUUGCUAAUGAUGCUAAGAAAGUGGACAGAGAGCCUAUUUAUGUUAAGAUGUUGGCAAGUGUUUUGACAUCAAUGAGACAAUGGUCAGAGAAAAGAUUGGUUAAUUACCAUGAAAAUUUUAACAGAGGUAGUGUUGGAUUAAUGGAAAAUAAUCUUCCUCUCUUGUUUUCGGCCACGAAAAUAUUAGAGGAAGAUGUUCCUGGAUAUACAUCUGCUAGUUUUGAGAAAGGGGAAGAACUUACUGAUGAUUCAGCUGGAGAUAAAGUUGGUAACUUUAUUCGUUCAUCUAUGAGGAAUGCAUUCGCUAAGAUGUUGGAAGAAAUGAGCAUAGAUGGUGCAAGUUUUGAGUUGCAAGAAGUGAGUCAAACACUGAUUAAGUUAGCCAAUGAAACUGAAGAAUUAGCAGCUAAGGAGAAGGAAAUAUUUAGUCCUGUCCUUAAGAAAUGGCAUCCUGUUGCAGCAGGAAUAGCAGCUGUGGCAUUACAUUCUUGCUAUGGAACUUUGUUAAAGCAAUACCUAACCGGCGCAACUUUGCUAACUAAAGAGACAGUGUUGGUAUUGCAAAGGGCUGGAAAACUUGAAAAGUAUUUAAUCCAAAUGGUUGUUGAGGAUUCUGAUGAAUGUGAAGAUGGAGGCAAAGCUAUAGUUAGGGAAAUGGAUCCUUAUGAAGUUGAUUCAAUUAUAAUGAAUCUAUUGAGAAAAUGGAUUCAAGAAAGGUUGAAGAAAGGGAAGGAGAUUAUUAUGAGAGCAAAAGAAACUGAAACAUGGAAUCCAAAAUCCAAAAGUGAGCCAUAUGCACAAUCAGCAGUCGAUUUAAUGAGACAUGCCAAAGAAGCUGUUGACAAUUUCUUUGAAAUUCCAAUGGUCAUUUCAGAGGAUUUAGUAGGUGAUCUUGCUGAUGGAUUUGAACAUCUAUUCAAAGAAUAUGUUACCUUUGUCACAUCAUGUGGGUCAAAACAAAGUUAUAUUCCUACACUUCCUCCUCUAACAAGAUGUAGUCAAGAUUCAAGGUUUUCCAAACUGUGGAAGAUGGCUAUUUGCAGUGUAGGAGCAGAAGAUCAAAACCAGCAUUUAAAUGAUGAAGGCAAUCAUCCCCGCCUCUCAACAAGUCGCGGGACACAACGCCUAUAUAUCAGGCUUAACACAUUACAUUACUUUCUUCUGCAACUCCAUUCACUUGACAAAACACUAUCACUCUCCUCAAAGAUUGUCCCUUCUCCAAGAAGUCGUCACAGCAAGAAUCGACAAAUUGGAAGCUAUUCCUAUUUUGAUCACACGCGUUCAGCCAUCCAAGUAGCUGUACAACAUGUAUCAGAAGUUGCAGCUUAUCGUCUCAUUUUCUUCGAUUCUCACUCUGUAUUCUACGGUAGCCUCUACAUCAGGGACGUUGAGAAUACACGUAUUCGACCAGCUUUAAGGGCACUUAAGCAAAACCUCACUCUUUUAUGCGCGAUUCUCACUGACAGGGCUCAACCAUUGGCCUUAAAAGAAGUAAUGAAGGCAUCAUUUGAGGCAUAUCUUAUGGUUUUACUUGCAGGAGGAAGCAAAAGAAUCUUUUCGAGGGGCGAUCAUCAGAUAAUAGAGGAAGAUUUUGAGAGCUUAAAGAGGGUGUUUUGUACUUGUGGUGAAGGAUUGAUAGUUGAAGAUGUUGUGGACACAGAAGCUGAGACAGUAGAAGGAGUAAUAGCUUUAAUGGGACAAUCAACUGAACAAUUAGUUGAAGAUUUCAGCAUUGUAGCUUGUGAAGCUAGUGGAAUGGGAGUUGUGGGGUCAGGACAGAAACUACCUAUGCCUCCAACAACAGGAAGAUGGAACAGAUCAGAUCCUAAUACAAUCUUGAGGGUAAUUUGUCAUAGAAAUGAUAAAGUUGCUAAUCAAUUCUUGAAAAAAACAUUCCAAUUAGCAAAGAGAAGGCCAUAUUGAGAAAAGGGGCCAAAAUGUAUUUAAAAAGAAAUUACAUACACCGAAAAACUAGUUAUGGACACGUGCGUUGGACUAGACAUUAUCAUGCAUCGAAAAACUAGUUCUGGACACAUGCGUUGGACUAGACAUUAUCAGUUGUGGUGGAAUGUGCUAUAUGUAUAAUUCUUUUGAUAUCUUUUGUAUUACUUGAGAGAUUAUUAUUUUGAUCACAUAUUAUUGUAUAGUGAAGGAAUAUUAUUAUAUUAGCAUUA
Nicotiana tabacum (common tobacco) is the source of this 3476-nucleotide messenger RNA. RefSeq names its product protein unc-13 homolog. NCBI's taxonomy places the organism in Eukaryota, Viridiplantae, Streptophyta, Magnoliopsida, Solanales, Solanaceae. The record is from RefSeq and is a predicted model, not a curated record.